GUCGUGCUCUUGUAGGGUCUACCCCGCGGGAGGCGCUGGAAUUCUUUCCUCGAAGUGCUAGCCAGCUGGCUUUUCUGCUGGCCAGCUGGCUGCGCAAUGGAGCUCUGGAAAAGUAGGAGAGUGUGCUGAGGUUCUAUUAGACAGCGCGAUGGGGAAGGCGGGGGCCUCUUCCGGGGUAUCUACCAGCGCCCUAAAACAUGCUGCUGAGAGUGACCCUCCCAUGUUCUCAAAGCGAGCCAAGAAGCAGGCCGCUGUGCACCACUUGACAAACUCAAAGCCAUCAGCUCUUUCUGUAGAAAAGAAUGCUGCACCAGAGGUUAUAGAUGAAGACGAGGAGAUCACUUUCAGGAAGUUGGGACUCGGCGAGUGGCUGGAUCAGACCCUCAAAGAGCUUGGGAUUGCCAAGCCGAGUCCAGUGCAGAGAGCCUGUGUGCCACACGUGUUGCGAGGAGAGGACGUGAUAGGGUGCGCUCAGACGGGGAGCGGGAAGACCGCAGCGUUUGCGCUUCCAAUCCUGCAGAAAUUGGCGGAGGAUCCUUUUGGGGUCUUUGCGCUUGUGCUAACGCCCACAAGGGAGCUGGCAUUCCAGAUUGCAGACCAGUUUCGGGCCUUGGGCUCCAAGCUCGGCCUGCGCGAUGCCGUGGUCAUUGGCGGCAUGGAGAUGACGUCACAAGCAGUGGCCCUCUCCAAGCGGCCGCAUGUCGUAAUUGCCACCCCAGGCCGCCUGUACGACCACUUUCAGAGCUCUCAGGAGAUGGCGGGAUGGUUCUCCCGCUUGCGCUUCCUGGUGCUCGACGAAGCGGACCGGCUGCUGGACGUUGGGUUUGAGAAAGAGAUGGGGGGGAUACUGAAGAGGCUGCCGCAGAAGCGGCAGACACUGCUGUUUUCGGCGACGAUGACACAGAAUCUGAGGCAGCUGCAGGACACGCCAAUGACAGGCGGCAAGGCGCCGUUCCACUUCCAGGCGUACGAGGGGUUGCGCACGGUGGAGGCCCUGAAGCAGGAGUACUUGUUUGUCCCGGCGAACGUCAAGGACGUGUAUCUGACACACCUGAUGGACGGGCUCGAGGAGCAGAAAGUGCGCUCAGUCAUCAUCUUUACGUCUACGUGCAAGUCCGCCCAACUGCUCCAGCUACUCCUGGAGGAGCUCGAGAUCUCCUCGGUCGCCCUUCACAGUGCGCGCUCCCAGAACCGGCGCCUAGCGGCCCUGGACCGCUUCAAGUCUGGAGCAGUACCGGUGCUCGUGGCGACGGACGUGGCCAGCAGGGGGCUCGACAUCCCCACUGUAGAUCUGGUCAUCAACUACGACAUCCCACGUUAUGCCAAGGACUACGUUCACCGGGUCGGACGUACAGCGCGCGCUGGGCGGGGGGGCGGGGCGGUAAGCCUGGUGACGCAGUAUGACGUGGAGCUGAUACAGAGCAUAGAGGGUCUGCUGGGGAGGCAACUAGAGGAGCGAACAGUGGUGGAGGACGAAGUUUUGAAAGGAAUUACGAAGGUGUAUAAAGCCCGCCGGGUAGCCGCUCUCAAGAUGUCCGAGAGCGGGUUCGAGGAUGUGUUAGAAGCACGCAAAAAGAGAAAGAACGGGGGACGGAGUCAGGAGAUCGAGCGGCCCAAGAGGCGAAAACACAAGGGCCGGGAAGGGAAAGGAGAUGGUUAAAAACUAAAAUCAUAACCUCUGAGCCGCAACGAAUAGGCCAGUCAUGUAUUGGCUGCAGUAGGUUGGCCGCCGCAGGUACAGAUAAACAGCUAGAGAUGGAGCGGGCGUCAUAAGAUUUGAUUCAAACCGUAUUCGCGAUCAAUCAUCAUAUUGAGCGGAGUGCCUCGAGAUAUGAUAUCAGAAAUCAUUUUUCCCCUCA
Messenger RNA from Klebsormidium nitens, 1859 nucleotides. NCBI's taxonomy places the organism in Eukaryota, Viridiplantae, Streptophyta, Klebsormidiophyceae, Klebsormidiales, Klebsormidiaceae. The record is from the annotation of a GenBank genome assembly.